Hansenula ciferrii is the source of this 1521-nucleotide messenger RNA. RefSeq names its product putative RNA-binding protein. Gene Ontology annotation, biological process: mRNA processing. Gene Ontology annotation, cellular component: nucleus. Gene Ontology annotation, molecular function: RNA binding. Bases 1 to 1521 code for a protein of 506 amino acids. The transcript has a single exon. Lineage: Eukaryota; Fungi; Ascomycota; Saccharomycetes; Phaffomycetales; Wickerhamomycetaceae. The record is from RefSeq and is a predicted model, not a curated record.
AUGCCAAUUACAGAAGAAGAAGUUCCUAAGUUCAAGCCUUGGUUGGUCAAAAGAGCCGGUGAAUUAUCAGAUGCUGAUCCAUCUGUUUUGGCGGAUUAUGUUGUGGCACUUUUAAAUAAUAAAGUUGAAGGUGAUGAAUUAGUUAAAUUAUUAGAUGGUCAAUUGGAAGAUUUCCUUGAUGAUAGUAAAUCAUUUGCUUUUGAAAUUGUCAAUGUCUUGAAUACAAAAGCCUAUGAACAAGAAAGUGCUAAAUUAACUGGUGCUGUUAAACCUUCAUCAGCUUCAUCAGGAACAACUUCAACUUCCACCACUAUUGAUACACAAGGUCCAAUAUAUAAACCUGAUAGAAGUAAUUAUAGAUUGAAUGAUAAGAAAAAAAGAACUUUCGCUUUACCUGCUAAUCAUCAACACAAACCAGAUGGUGCUAAUGGAGCUAAUGGUAACAAUAGAAAGGAAAACCUGAAGAGUUUAAUUUCUCAACGUGAAGUUCCAAAUGCUAAACAUUUAAUUGUGGCAAAUUUACCAGCUGAUAAAUUAGAUGAACAAUUAUUAAGAUCUUAUUUCUCAAGAUUUGGUGCUAUUGAUAAUGUUUUAAUUGAUUUGACUGAUCGUAUUGCUGAAAUUGAAUUUGCAAAUCCUAAUUUCACUAAAAAAGCUUGGACUUCACCAGCUCCAAUUUUUGAUAAUAGAUUUAUUAAAGUUUUCUAUAGAAAGAAAGAUGCUGAAACUGCUCAAGUUCCAGAACCACCUGCUGAAGAAGAAUUUGAUCUGGAUGAAUUUAAACAAAAACAAUUGGAAAGACAAAAACAAUUUGAAGAAAGAUUAGCUAAGAAAAAGGAACAUGACGCUAAAAUUAAAGAAUUAAUUGCUAUAAAAGAAAGAAUGUUGGGUAAAUAUGAACAAGAAUUAAAAGAAUUAGAACUUGAAUUACAAGCUUCACCUGAAAAAGAAGAAUCAAUUAGAUCUAAAGUUGAAGAAAUUCAAACUAAUAUUGUUAAAUUUGAUGUUUCAGCUGAAGGUAUUGCCCUUUUGAAAAAUAAAUUGAAUGGUAUUAUCCCACCAGUUUCCACAAGAGCAAGAGGUUCAAGAGGUAGAGGUGCUGCUAGAGGUGGUAUUAGAGGUGGUAGAGGUGGAUUUAAUCCAUAUCAAAGACCAAGAGAUUCUACUUAUAAUAGAAAAUUAGAUUUUAGAACAAGAACAGUUACCAUUAAAAAUAUUUCUGAUCCAAAAAAUGAAGCUUUAAAUAAAUAUUUAAAAACAUUUGGUGAAGAAAACGUUUCAAAUAUUUCAACAAAAGAUUCAGGUUUAAAUAUUACAUUUAAUGAUAGAUUUCAUGCUGAAAGAUUUUUAAGUGAUAAUUUUGAUGUUGAAAAUAUUGGUAAAUUAGAAAAAGAAUGGGAUGAAAGUGUUAGACCAACAAUUACACCACCACCUUCAAAUUCUGAUGAUGGUUCUGCUGCUGCUGCUGGCGCUGGUGCUGCUGGUGCAAACUCCUCUACAAAUGACGUUGAAAUGUCAUGA